UUUCUCAUAUUGUUUACUUUACAACAGCAUUACACAGAUUUUACAAGUCUAUAGCAACGAAUAAAAGUGACUGCUGAAGCUGAAAGGAGCUGCUCCCGCAUGGCAUUUCACUUUUCACCUCUGCUUCCAUGAAUGAAUAGGGAAUCUUCUGCUACGCUGAUUGGAUGAACUCGAAACCUAGCUCUGCUAUCGAUCCCAGCGAAGCAGAUAUCAUGGAGCAUGAAGAAAAGGUCAAUAAUUACGAAGCUAUGUAUGCCGGACGUUUGAAGGCAAAGUACUUCUCAAAAAAGACUUUCAAUGGAGAGGAUGUGUUCGAUACUGAAGUACUUAUUGAGAAUGAGACCAUAAAGUCGAGCAGGUGGCCGUGCAUGAGAUCAUUUGCAGACCCAGCAAAGCAUCUUGGGGAGCAAAAUCAGUCCCUGCCUUCGGCUGAAGAGCUGUCGGUGACACCCACCAAGAAUCAGGCAUCCAAGAAGACCAGUUAAUAUGACCUAGUGGCCUAUGCAAACUUUACUCUUUGUAGAAUAAUGCUAGGUGCGCCUCUAAUGUAUUUUAGAAUAUUAUUGACGAAUCAGUGACAUCCCUCAUGCUCUUUUGAGGUACAUAAAGCAAUUGUAGAAGUCAACUCUUGUGAUCUGUGAAGACAAAAAGAAAGUUCAUGCCAGAAGUACAGCAAUUAUGGGAUAAGGAACUUUUUU
Ananas comosus (pineapple) is the source of this 698-nucleotide messenger RNA. RefSeq lists its product as uncharacterized. The coding region runs from base 165 to 485 and encodes 106 amino acids. Lineage: Eukaryota; Viridiplantae; Streptophyta; Magnoliopsida; Poales; Bromeliaceae. The transcript is spliced from 4 exons. The record is from RefSeq and is a predicted model, not a curated record.